UAUAAUGAAAAUGAAAUCAAACUCGAGUUUGAACAAGCCGAAUGGGUCGAUCUAUCCGAAUAUUCGGCUUCUUCUAUCUGGGAUGUAAUGGAUGCGCCAGCAUCAUUAGUUAAUAAAAGGAGCAGAAUCGAAUUCCAAGUUAGGAUACGAAGAAAAACCUUGUUCUACACCGUUGUGCUUAUUAUACCCACUGUGCUCAUGGCUUUCUUAAGUAUGGCCGUGUUUUUCUUACCUACUGAUUCAGGAGAGAAAAUGACAUUGACAAUUUCCGUAUUAUUGUCUAUUGUUGUGUUCUUGCUACUUGUUUCAAAGAUUCUACCACCAACUUCCAGCACUAUUCCGCUCAUGGCAAAAUAUCUUUUACUAACAUUCGUGCUCAACGUGAUUACGAUCUUGGUUACCGUAAUCAUUAUCAACGUGUAUUUCCGUGGACCCACAACACAUAAUAUGCCAAAGUGGGUUCGACAAGUUUUCCUCGAGUGGAUGCCACGUGCAAUGUGCAUGCAAAGACCGAAGUCAUACACAAGAAAAGUUGUUCAGAAACAGAAUCACUCUAGUACCACGCAGUUACCUGGAUUGGGACAGUUCACUUUAAAUCCGUCAGCGCACCAUCCGUUUUGUCCAAGCGCUGAUGAGAGGUACGUGGAAGUCGACUUAUAG
Molecule: messenger RNA, 660 nt
Organism: Strongylus vulgaris
Lineage: Eukaryota; Metazoa; Nematoda; Chromadorea; Rhabditida; Strongylidae
Source: the annotation of a GenBank genome assembly